AUGGGCAACAGCCCGGAAAGCGUUGCCAUCAAGGCGGAGUUCCUUCGAGCGCGCAAUGAGUUGCAGCGAGGCUACUCCAGUGGGAGCGCAGGAGGCACGGUCUUCCCAGCGCCUCCGACCUCCCUGAUUGUUGCGCAGCCUCCAGUGAAGGAAGCCCCCCCACCGCCGCCCUCCCUGACUGUCGCACAGUCUGCCGUGAAGGAAGCCCCCCCACCGAGCCCACCUGUGGAUGCAAGGCUUACCUUCCAGUCCCCUCUUGCCAGCACCGACUUCCAGCAGGCCUCCCAGGCAGCCAUGUUUGAGUUUGAGCGAAGCAUCCAGGCUCUGCGUCAAAAACGCAAGGCUGAAUUUGAUGAGGAAGAGCAGGCUUGGUUCCAGAAGCGCCAGGCUGCGCGGCUCGCGUGGGAGAAGCAGUGCAAAGAUGAAAUCGAUGAGCGCCUUGCCCGUUGGAGGCGUGAGGAUCAAGAGCGCGCAUACGCAGAGGAAGCGCAAAGGCAAAAAAUGGCAGAGGCCGAGCGGAGGCAUCAAGCUUCGCUGCAAGAGAUGGUGGAGAAGCAAAGGCGCACUUUGCAACAAGAGCGCGAUGACCACGAGGCCAGGCUUGCUGAGCUGAUUGAGCAAGCAAGUGCUGCUCAAGCGCAGCUGGAUGCACGGGCAGUUGCCCCUCCUCUGACUGCAUGCACUGCACUCGCCCUGCCAACCUCUGCUUGCGACAAGGAUGACCUCAAGGCCAAGCUCAAGGAAAAGACCUCCUUGUGCCGCCAGCUUUCCACCCACAGCCUUGAGACGCCGCCAGCUAGUGCCAAAGCCCCAAGCCCCGCUUCCAGCACGAGGCCAUCUCCUUCCGUGACCCCUCCCCCUCAGCUGCCCAAUCCUGAUGCCGCAGCCAUGCUGCCUGCGGAUGCGCCUGUGGGUAUCAACAUGGCCUUUAACUCCUCCACCCACCCGGCCGCCUGGGGAGACUUCAAGAGGGAGAACCUGCUGAGAGACUUUGUCCUUCGGUGCUACCUGCCGGGUGACACUGCAAGUGCCUCCAAGGCUGAUACGGGCCUCACUCUAAAAGUUAUGAAAUACUAUCAGCUACAUCUGAUCUCUCACGAGGCCAAGCUAACCGCCCUCGUGACCUUCCGCCAGAAGACGACCAAAUGGAGGAAGAAUCUUACUGGGUACAGCUGGAAGACCGAGCAUGAGAUGCUAACGGAGCUGAAGUGGCGAGAUAUCUACGACAAGGAGAGCAAGAAGUACUUGGUGCUUGUCAGGGAGGACGUUGAGUCAGCAGAGGAGCGGUUGCAAGAGCUCCAGCAGGAGAUGGCGGACCUUGGAAUCCUCGCCUCCGACUUCGAGCUCGGGGACGUGUUGGGCGAGCUGGACGGGGGCGAUGAUGAGGACAAGCCCGGCGGCCCGCCAAGGCCAAGCAAGAAGAAGGUCCCUGAGUGGCCCACGGUGGAGGGGGAGGAAUCCAUCCAAGAAUAUUUGGGACAAUACCGCAAGCUCAGUGGCUUCCUGACGGAAAUGGCUGGUGUGGAGUCUGGGCCUACUGGUCGAUCGAAGCAAGCCUUUGUGGGCGUGUGCGAGAAGAUCCGAGCUGAGCUACUGGCUCUGCAUUUUCAGGGGUGCAUUAUGUUCACGAACUACUAUGCCCAGGUGAAGCCACUUGGCUACAAGUUGCGUGUCUCCAGCAUGCAGAGCCUGGCCACAGUGGCCGCGUCUGCAACAUGUGCCCAUCCGGCAGAAUCGGAACAUGUGGAUGUGAUCUUGGAUACAUAUGUGGCCACUUGGUUGGCUGCUUCGGCGACGAAAGCCGCUCGCUAUGCUGCAUCAUCCUCCAAGCUGGCUACGUGGCAGCAUAACCGUGCGGAGAAAGAGACCCUCACCGAUUUGGCGCAUGCAGCUCGCCAGAAGCGUACUGGCAACCGCGUGCGAGACAUGAAGCUCCUGGGCCAUACCAUAGUGCACACUGUGCAGAUCAAGGGCAAAAACCGCAGGAUAGAGAUGCGGCCGCAUCCCAUGUUCCAGGUGUCUGCGUUCUGUUUGGUGGUCCUAAAGGGCCCUUACGCGUCCAAGCUGCUUGCUGGCCACGCUUUGGCUGAUGAAGACAAGUGGCGCACCACAUUCCGAAAGUUUUGGGCGAAUUAUCGCGAUGUGGACCCAGGUUGCAAAGUCUACACAGACCACGAUAGUACACUGGACACAUGUAUACCGGACGAGGGUGUGGGCCACCGUCGCAAGCCUGUUCUUCAAAUCAGCUUUGGACCGUUGCUGGCCAUUGGAGAGGCGGCUCUCCAUCGGCUUUUCUUGCUGACUACCUGCCCGAGCAAGCUCUACAGCAAGUACAACAAGGGCAUGGCCGCUGGGAACCGCGUCCUCGAUCGGCUUUUGCGUGCUGUGGGCCAAUCGCUUCGUACAGCGUAUUAUCGCGGUAUCGAUACGCCACGUGGCACUUUCUUUAUCGUGUGCCUUGGUCUGGCUGGUGACCACAUUUUCCAGACCAAGGCGUACCGGUGUGCGAGGCACCACACAUGCAACUCGAUCUGCCCACAUUGCCUUGCCAACACCACAACCCUUCCGUUUGAGGAUGUGGAUGUUGGCAGGGCAAUGUGGGUAGACACGACGUUCAGGUCGAUGCCGUGGCGGAAGCCGCCGCCACUUGGCCUGAUUCCUGGGGGGGAUUGGCCCAGCUUCAUCCGCUUCGACCUCAUGCAUGUGCUCCCGCAUGGCUGUGGCCGUACUUUUGUGGCCUCGAUGAUCGCGAUGAUGUGUGGCCCGCUCAAACUUUUCGCCGGCGAGUCAAAGGCGGCAAGGCUUGAGGAGGCGUAUGAGCACUUCUCCUUCUUUUGCGAGAAGAAGCACAUGUAUCCUCGGGACAUGCAGGAGUUCACGGCUGAUAACCUGGGAUGGAAGUUCAACCGAGACUUCCCGGAAUGUAACUGCAAAGCCAUGGACUGCAACAUGAUGAUACAGUGGUGCAUCGACUUCCUGUCAAGCACGCCCUUGUGUUUGGCGGGCCCCCUUCUCUGGGCAUACAAGGGCUGCUGUGGCUUCGACAACUUUUGCCGGCUUUGCUACAGAUCCAUGGAUCGUAUCUUCUGGACGCGAGAGGAAGCCAGACAGGGAUAUUCUCACUUGCGAGACUUCGUGCGUGCUUACAAAGCGUUGGCAGUGCGGCUCGGAGCAUUUCAGUCACAUUUAACUCUUGUCUCAUUUCUUUCGACCGUAACUCGGCUAUCACUUCCAGUCAGGUACUGGCAUGACAAUGGAUGGUGCCUCUUCAACAUAACUCCGAAGCUUCACUACGCCACCCAUUGGCUGUUGGAGCUACACGUCUUCCUGCAGUCACAGAAGACUUUGCUGUUGAGUCCAGGGGCUUUCGCUACACCACUCAUGGAGGAUUUCAUUGGCCUCACUUCCAAGAUUUCCCGUACCUCCCAUCCUAGCUCGGUAGCCCUGACUACAAUGAGAAAGUAUCUCGUGGAG
This is a messenger RNA of Symbiodinium pilosum, 3474 nucleotides long. NCBI's taxonomy places the organism in Eukaryota, Dinophyceae, Suessiales, Symbiodiniaceae. The record is from the annotation of a GenBank genome assembly.